Danio rerio (zebrafish) is the source of this 824-nucleotide messenger RNA. RefSeq names its product ARF like GTPase 16 (gene arl16). Lineage: Eukaryota; Metazoa; Chordata; Actinopteri; Cypriniformes; Danionidae. Gene Ontology annotation, molecular function: GTPase activity; GTP binding. The record is from RefSeq and is marked validated.
AUCUGUUUAGGUGAUGUUUACAAGCCAGUCGCAUUAAAACAGGAGUCAUCCGCGCCUUUAUUUUGAUUAAAGCACUGCAGCUCGUGAACAUGUGCUUAUUGCUCGGUGCAACUGGAGUAGGAAAAACGCUUCUACUGAAGCGACUACAGAAGCUGUGCCAGAUGGAUCCAUGCGCAGAUUUGGGCGAAGCGCCAGUCACUCUGCCGACGGUCGGCACCAACCUCACUGACCUCAUAUUAAAGAAGAAGAAGAAGAAGAUAACAGUGCGAGAAUUGGGAGGCUGUAUGGGACCCAUUUGGCCAAAAUACUACUUGGAUUGCAAAUCUGUUAUUUUUGUGGUGGACUGUGUGAACGUUGAACAGAUUUCUUCAUCCUGCGUCCAGCUGCUAUCUGUUCUCUCUGCGGAGUCUCUGCUCUCUGCUGCUGUGCUUAUACUCUUCAACAAGAGGGAUCUUCUAUGCAGUAUGUCUCUGGUUGAGCUGAAAUCACUGUUCAGGAUGGAUGACAUCAUCAAAAGUGCACCUCAAUUUGUCACCAUACUAGAGGUCAGUGCUCGCUCCGGGCAGGGCCUUCAGGACGUGCUCCACUGGCUUUCCUCAAACCUCUCUGACACGAGUGAUUAGCAUGAAGAAAACAGUGGGAUUAACAUAACAGGACACAGUAGAUAUCUGACAAAUGUGAUGUGAAGAUGAUUUACAGUGUAACUGCACUCAGCCACGGCACAUCCAAACACAUUAGUUUGAGAAACUGUGUCUAACUGAGGUGACGCAGUGGCGCAGUAGGUAGUUCUGUCGCCUCACAGCAAAAAGGUCGCUGGUUCGAGC